Molecule: messenger RNA, 5569 nt
Organism: Megalobrama amblycephala (Wuchang bream)
Lineage: Eukaryota; Metazoa; Chordata; Actinopteri; Cypriniformes; Xenocyprididae
Product: rho GTPase-activating protein 7
Exons: 14
Coding region: 1326-4436 (1036 amino acids)
Biological process (GO): actin cytoskeleton organization; signal transduction; regulation of Rho protein signal transduction
Molecular function (GO): protein binding; GTPase activator activity; lipid binding
Source: RefSeq, a predicted model, not a curated record
UUUUUAUUCAUUGUCAGUCUAAGUAAAUGUAUUUUCUUGCAUUUACACAAAGUGUAUUUUAAGAUUGGAAAUGCAUAAAACUGUGCAUACAUUAUUGUUUAAAUUUUAUAAGCUGUCGAUAUAUCCAUAUUGUGCAUUUCCAUUUAGUACUUCUACUCUUUCCAGUAUAAUAGGCUUUUAUAGUGACACUUUUUAAACAACAUGACACAGAGCCAGAAAGGAAACUACACUGUUACAGUGUUGCGUGUCUUGCCGCCAAAUGACUCCAUCCCACCCUCAGGCGAGGGUGGGACAGGCUGGGGACACGAUGGAGCCAGGACGCCUGUCAUGUCUUCCGCUAACUUAUCACAUGCCUGGUUUGUGAUUCCGUCCCCUUUCUUUCCGCUGGACACUGAUAUUUUUAAUACAAAACAACAGAAUUGUCUGCUAAGAAAACUGACAACUAGAGUAAACAGAAAAGGUCAGAUUAGAUUUGCAUAGAACUACAUUCAUUAUAAAACACUUUCUUAGUUUUCCCUAGUCAAGUCUAGGAAAUGUUUGCAGAAACAAAGUAAAGUAAACCAUCCUGUCCUCAUCUGUACUUUCAAUGUUCACUUUGGAGAGAAUGUCGAACUGAGAACUUCAGGCUUUCUCACUUAAGAGGAUGUAAUCAACACCGGUGUGUUUAAUGAGAGCCAUUAGUGCUAAUGGGUUACUAUGGAGUAAGUCCUGAUGAAGCCUCAGAGUCAAAAACUAUUAGCUGUGAUGGGCUGUGUCGAUAUCCUUAUGGGAUUUAGGACGCUCAUUAGCGUCAUAGCUUUGCGUCUGCCCUUCGAAGAAAUGAAACAAAAGAGCAGAUGUUCAAAUCUAAAACCCAAAACUUUCAUUGAGGUAUCAGUGAACUGGCACUAUCUAGACAUAAUAUCUCAUGAGUAGUACUGUUAUAUAGGAAAUUCCUCAUAAAACUAAUGCCUUAGAUGCCUUUUGAAUACUGUACAUACAACAGUUGUUCAAAAUGCUUAGAAUAAUUCCAUGGCACUCACUGUAAAUAACCUUGACAAAAGUCAUUGUUUACUUUGGGAACAACCCACCCAAUCAAAGUUGUGUUUGGUUUGGUCCAGUGAGGAAAGGGGGGAAUGCCUUUCCUGUGAUUUCAUUAUGGUGACCAGUGUGAAUGAGAAGCCUAGCUUUCUCCUAAAAGUAGCAAUACUUUGCAUCUGUUAAUAGAAGCUUGAAGCUUAUUGCCAAGAUUAUUAUUUUUUUUAGUAGUAAUGCCUGAAACUCUUUUUUACACUAAGUCUAAAGUUUUUGUAUGACAUUUCCACGUAAGAACCAAACGAACAACAAUGCUCAUUACAAAGAUUGAAGCAAAAGAGGCUUGCGAUUGGCUUCAUGCAGCUGGUUUUCCUCAGUAUGCACAGUUAUUCACCGAUUGCGGUUUCCCUAUUGACAUAGACUGUGUGAAGAGUGAUCAUGAAUUUCUGGAUAAGGAUGCCUUAGAUUCUCUCUGCAGGAGAUUAAGUACCUUAAACAAGUGUGUGGAGAUGAAGCUGGAGUUGAGCCGGUCCAAAAGAAGGAGAGAUGAAGAGGAGGAAGAAGGCCUCUAUGCAAUCAGCCCAAAAUGGUCAUUCGACAGGAAGAGCAGGCGUUGGAUCCGUGUGGAUGAUGGGGAGCUACUGCACUCACUGAACAGCCCUAUUUCAAGUUUGAGGAGAUCUGGAAGCUGUGAGGCCUCUCUUUCUGAUAGUGGUGAAUGCCAUGAGCUUUGUUCCACUCAUAGCUCUAGUAAUGCUGACAGCGAUGGGGGAAGCGCUCCCAACAAAACAGCAGAGGAACCCGAAACAAGUCGUAGCUCCUCCAGAUGCUCCUCGAACUACAAGCCCCAAUCUCCCGACACUUCUUCCAGCAGACCUCCAUCCCCCAGUGAACAUCACACUUUGAGUAGUGAAGAGUGCCUUGCUGAAAAGCCUCCAGUAAAAAAAGGCAAAAGCCUUCUCCGGAAAAUGGAGAAACUCAGAUUAAGAGGAAGCCCGCUACAGCCACACACCCAAAGUGGGAAAACCAGACUUGUCAUAAGUGGACCAAUUAUCCAGGAAGGUCUUGGCGAGGAAAGGCUGAAGCAUCUUCAAUGUCUAGACUUAGCAAGGCUCCAAGACAAGACUGGAAGUCCUGCAUCCUGCUCACCGCCCUCUGGAUCCAGUAGCAGUCCGUCUGAAAGUAGCAGUGCCGUCAGCACGCCAAGCCCUGUGACCAAGGUGCGCAGCAACUGCAAACGCCCGGGGCUGCCCAAACAAGACGACAGCCAGAAGCAAAUCAACGAGCAGCAUUUCAACAACCAGCGCAACCUUGACGCCAACCCCGUCUUUGAAAUUCCCCAUGGACACAAGCCAGGGACGUUCCCAACUGUGCUCUCCCACAACAGCGCCUUCUUGCCUAUCGACAACACUUCGGUCAACUGGAGGACUGGAAGCUUCCAUGGUUACCGAGGUAGACGUUGUAAAAGCAGUAGCUCCAAGGACCAGGAACAAGCAUGCAGCCCGCUGGCUACUUGUGAUCACCGCGUCAGCAUUUACGACAAUGUCCCAGAUCACAUGCAGAUUUUGGAUGAUGAUGUCUUCUCAGCUUUGGACAGUGUAAUGGAACGCAUUUGUGGCCUGCAGCAGUUGGUAACCUCUUGGACAGAUAAGUUAUCAGAGGACGGGGAUUCAGAUUUUUCCCACUCGGGUUCUCCCUCACCCUCCUCUCUGACUGACAUCCACCUUGAGAUCAAAGAGCCAGAAGAGACAGAUGAAGCUGCCCUAGAGGAGACGUACAACAAGAACCCAGAAGCAUUUGCACACACUGCUCGGCCUACAGAGCAUACUGAUCGAAUUCAGAGGCCCCACUGGUCCAGUGCACAGAUGCUUUCACUGAGUAACCCCAGCACAGGCAUACAGGCAAAAUCAGCACCACAUGUCUCCAUGCUGCAAAGACUGAGCCUUCUCAGGCUCACGGCUCUGAUGGACAAGCACUCACCCUUCAGCAAACAAGGCUGGAACUGGACUGUGCCAAAAGUCUACCGAAAGGUUAAACCCUCAGAACAUAAGAGCAGAAAGGUGUUUGAGGUGCCUUUGAUCCAGAGCAUCCAGCAAUCGGGGAAACCUUUGCCACCAAGCAUUUUGAGAGCAAUGGAGUUCUUAAGGACCGAGUGCUUGGAUCAGGUUGGGCUCUUCCGAAAGUCUGGGGUUAAAUCCCGCAUUCAAAAUUUAAGGGACAUGGUGGAGGCUGACCCCGAUGGUGUGUCCUUUGAAAAUCAGUCGGCUUUUGAUGUGGCUGACAUGGUGAAACAGUAUUUCAGAGACCUACCUGAACCCAUCUUCUCCAGCAAACUGUGUGAAAGCUUCCUGCACAUCUACCAAUACUUCCCAAAAGAUCAGCAGUUUGCGGGGGUUCAAGCAGCCAUCUACCUCCUGCCUGAUGAGAACAGGGAGGCUCUUCAGAGCCUCCUCCUUUUCCUCCAAGAGGUGGUCGCCUGCGUGGAGGAGAACCAGAUGACCCCAACCAACAUCGCUGUGUGCUUGGCGCCCUCUCUGUUCCACCUCAACUCUUUCAAAAGAGACAGAACCAGCAUGAGAUCUAGACAACGGAAAUACAGCUUGGGGAGGCCGGACCAGAGGGAUCUAAGUGAGAACCUGGCUGCAACACAAGGACUGUCCCAUAUGGUUACUGAAUGCUCUCGACUUUUCCAGAUACCGAAAUACUGGGAAGACCAGGGAGCAGGCAGCUUUACUGAAGAUUCAAAUGAUGCAAGUUCUGUGUCUCACUGUGGAGAAAAUGAACUUCCGGACCGUGCCAGGCUGUUUCUACUCACACAAAAACUCUUGAAGGAGGUCAGAGACAAGUCUAAAGGCUGGAUAUCCUGCUUAAGCUGUGAUCAUGUGGAUGUGGCAGUUAAAAAGGUGGAGGACGGUUACCCUUUGCGGCUCUGGAGAGGAACGACCGAAGUGGAUGCUCCGCAGCAGGAAGUCUUCCACCACGUGUUAAGAGAACAGAGUCAGUGGCAAAGAGACCUCUUGCACAGUGAGGUGGUGGAGACUCUGGACAAGGAUGCAGAUGUGUACCAUUACAUACUGCAGGCUGCAGGGGCCAGACCACCACUGCAGCAUGUUCUGUUAAGGAUGUGGCAAACGGAUCAUUCCACAGGGUCCAUGUUUGUGUCCUCCACCUCUGUGGAGCACGCCGCUGUGACUGUCAGAGGAGUAAGGGCGCAAGUUUUCUGCAGCUUCUUUUUAAUCGAGCCUCUGGGGUCAAAAAAGUCACGAGUCACGCACCUCUGCCGGACCGACACAAGAGGUCGAUCUCCAGAAUGGCAUCAUAAAGUAGGAGGACACCUGGUUUCAUCUGUGUUGAUGGCCAUGAGGGACACUUUUAGACACAAAACAAAAGACUCAAAGCAUUGUAAGGACUCCAAAGAGUAAUUUGUUAAACCCCAGACAGUUUUAAAAACCCAUGAGCAAUGUGUCAGCUAAAAAAAAGAGAGAGAAAACAAAGAAAUAAAUAAAGUGGGUGUGAGCAAGCGAAUGAACUCCAAAGCUCCGAGAUGAUUUUCCAGAAUCUCGGUACCGUUGAGAGUUACGGGACCAUUUUAAUGCAAAGACCAUUCAGCCUGCAGACAAGGAACAACAACAGUGUGAUGAGGUGCUCCAAGUGAGCCGGUGCACUCGGCAUUAUCAAGACUGACAAGAGAGAGUGUCAGAGUAAUGAAAUGUCUCAUCCUAUUUAAAGGACCGUUCCACGGGCUAAUGCGUUGCAGUGGUUGACUCUAAUGCUUAAAAACAGCGGGAGUUGAGAGUUUUAAAGGAUGGACUGGUUGACAUGAUCUGGAAAUAUACCACUCUGAAGACUCGACUGCCGUGUCAUUCUUGAGACACCUUCAUGCUUCAAGAUGAGAAACACAAGCGCAGAUUAGCCAUGUUCUGUACAGUAGCUGAGACACUGAUUUAAGCAGGCGUGAAUUUCAGUUGGAAGCUGCCACGUUCGCUUUUAUUUAUUUGAGAACGUUAAAAGACUGUCUGAUCGACCAUUUGGUGAUAUAUGUGACCUGGCACAUUACAAAGCUUUAUUACGUCAGACUCAAAUGUUACCACUGUAUUAUAAUUAUUUUGUAUUUUACUAUCAGAGUUUUGAACUAUAUGGUCAAAAUGUGAUUUGAUAAACAAAAUAGCAUAAUUAUACUAGAAAUAUCAACUUUAUCAUAGCAAGUUCUAAUAUAACUUAUAUUUUUGUGAUGGUUUUGAUGAUAUGUUACAGAUUUUAUUUAAAUAUAUAUCAUUGAAGUACACCUUGGCUUGACGAGACUUAUUUUCUUGAUAUUUCUUUUGAUUGGUCAAUCUGCUUUUUACAUUGUAAUAGACUAUUUGUAUUCUCAUCUGAAGUUUUGAAGUUACAAUGAAAUGGAAGUAGCUGCCGUACUGUAACCUACGUCUGAGUGUAACCGAUUACUGAAAAAGAGAAAAUGGAGGGUGGGACUUGCUCCUGUGUAUCAGUUGUUGAUUGGAUUUUGAGAUGUGGGUGUGGCAGAUAAACGUAAGCUUGCAGGGGCGGGGUUUAA